Molecule: messenger RNA, 1581 nt
Organism: Tuber melanosporum (Perigord truffle)
Lineage: Eukaryota; Fungi; Ascomycota; Pezizomycetes; Pezizales; Tuberaceae
Exons: 3
Coding region: 472-1194 (240 amino acids)
Biological process (GO): phospholipid transport
Cellular component (GO): mitochondrial intermembrane space
Molecular function (GO): phosphatidic acid transfer activity
Source: RefSeq, a predicted model, not a curated record
CAUAGCCCCCCACUUUGUCGUCCUCAUCGUCAUCCUCAGCGGUUCUCCUUCCACCCCACCGCUCGUCGGCUAGUCGCUGUCAACUUGAGAACUUCUUUCAAGUUACGAUCCAAUCGUCAUUGUGGCACCGCUCUCCUCAUUCAUUCUUCCUACUUGCCUGUCUCACUUUGUCCCGUCGGUACGGGACUGCUAUCAACCGACUAGUCGUCCGUCUGUUUGAUUCAGUUAGCUUGUGUCUUGCGCUCACGCACGCAUACUUAAGUCGAUCGCAUCCGCUUUCUUAUCUAGUUGUCUACCCCGUCCAUCCUCCUCCAUUCAUCUGUUCUGCUUUUCUAAGAGCAUUGACGUACCUAAAGAUACGGUACGGUACGGUGCUUCCCCCAAUUUCUCUCUAGGUAGAGGGUUGGAAGGGGGUAUUUUUUUUUCUGAGAAAGAUUGGAAGAGGGAAGGAUUGGUGGUGAGGAAAGAACGAUGGUGAAGUUUUAUGAGAAUUCGUUUUCUUAUGACUACCAAUGGCCAGCCGUCACGCUUGCUUACUUCUUGCGGUAUCCUAAUCCCUACUCAAAGCAUGUGGUCUCAAGCGAUACGCUAUCAUCUCAGUUGGACCCUCAAACCGGCAAUCUUCACGUAACUCGUCUACACCUGAAACGCGGAAAACUCCCCGCAUCGCUAGCCCGCUUCCUUCCCAAAAUAAAAGAAUCCUACAUCCUCGAGAAGUCAAUAGUGGACGUCAGGAGCCAGCGGUUGGAAACAGAGACCAGGAAUUUAGACUGGGAGGGGGUGUUAAGCGUUGUCGAGAGUCAAGUUUAUACUCCUGGCAAUGACUCCACUGCCUCGGGGCUGGAAGCGCCGGUGGCCGGAGCAGGGAAAACGGAUGUGACGACUGUGGUCCGUUUCGAAAGUAGACUUGGUGGGGCAGCACGGAACACGCAGAGUGAUGGAAUGACAGGGGAGGGAGUGAAGGAUGGCUGGUUCUUGGGUUGGACAACGAGCUCGGUGCAGGGGUCUAUUGAGCUUGUGGGUGUACGGAGAAUGAGGGAGGGGUUCGGGAGGAGGAGGGAGGGGAUGAAGGUUGUGCUUGAGCAGUUGCGUGAACGUGGGUUUGUCGGGGUUAUUAAUGAGCAACGGCAGGGGGGUUGGGAACGUUGGAAGAAAGUGUGGCGAGGGGAGGGUGUUGAAAGGAUGGAUGAUUGAUCAAUCUUGAUUUUUGGCUUGAUUCAUCAUCGUGAUCGCUGGUGGGGAGGUAGGUUGUGGACAACUUGUAGGGCUUGGUGGGAUCGUUCCUGGGUUUACUACCAUGUUCUUUCCUUCUUUUGUGGGAGGUGAAUUCAUCGGUGCUUUGCUUGUUUGUUUUAUUUUUAUUCACCUCCCAGUCACCGAUGCCUAAGCAGUGAUUCGUUUCGGUGAAACCUUACCCGUGAGAGGGACAAGCUUUGCACUAUCUUCUUUUGUGUAUUCUUUGGGAUGUAUUAUAUAUAUGUGUGGGUGGGUAGGGUCUCUUUGUGGGGUUUAGCAUUAUUACUGGGGAAAACAAAACCAAAUGGUCUCUCCGCUCUUGAAUUGAUUGGCUUUUUCUUACAA